Messenger RNA from Ziziphus jujuba (common jujube), 1515 nucleotides. RefSeq names its product KIN17-like protein. Gene Ontology annotation, cellular component: nucleus. Gene Ontology annotation, biological process: DNA replication; DNA damage response. Lineage: Eukaryota; Viridiplantae; Streptophyta; Magnoliopsida; Rosales; Rhamnaceae. The transcript has a single exon. Bases 189 to 1370 code for a protein of 393 amino acids. The record is from RefSeq and is a predicted model, not a curated record. Gene Ontology annotation, molecular function: double-stranded DNA binding.
UCAGUAAUUUCAUAAAUCCUACGCGGAAAUCGUUCCUGGAAAAUCGCGAUUGCUAUGUCAUUCUCUCUUUUGGGGGAGAAUUUCAGUAGGGCUAGGGUUUAGCAUUCUCAAUUCAAAUUCCCAAACACUUAUUAGUAUUUCAGAUUGAAGAUUUUGGGGGGACCGAAAUAGUCGUUCAUUGUUUACAAAUGGGGAAGAACGAUUUUCUAACACCAAAGGCAAUCGCGAACCGAAUCAAAGCCAAAGGUCUGCAGAAGCUGCGAUGGUACUGCCAGAUGUGCCAGAAGCAAUGUCGGGACGAGAACGGAUUCAAAUGCCACUGCAUGAGCGAGUCCCACCAGCGCCAGAUGCAAGUCUUCGGCCAAAACCCCAACCGCAUCAUCGACGGCUAUUCCGAGGAGUUCGAGGACAGUUUCCUCGAACACAUGAAGCGCAGCCACCGCUUCAGCCGCGUCGCAGCCACCGUCGUCUACAAUGAGUACAUCAACGACCGGCACCACGUCCAUAUGAAUUCCACUCAGUGGGCUACGCUUACAGAGUUCGUCAAGCACUUGGGUCGCACCGGAAAGUGUAAGGUCGAGGAGACCCCGAAGGGUUGGUUUAUUACCUAUAUUGAUAGAGAUUCGGAGACCCUUUUCAAAGAAAAGUUGAAGAACAAGAGGGCUAGAGCUGAUAUGGUAGAGGAAGAGAAGCAAGAGAGGGAAAUUAGGAAACAGAUCGAGAGGGCUGAGCAGUUGAUGCCUUUGGAAUAUGGGUCUGAUCAAUCUCAACCAAAGGAAUUGAAAUUGGAAAGUGGUAUUAAGAUUGGUUUUGCACUUGGGUCAUCUUCCUCGUCUUUGAAAAAGGAUAAAGGGGAGAGUUCGAAGUUGGUUUUUGAUGAGGCAGAGGAUGAUAAGAAUGAGAAAAGCAAAGGUGGUGGGAAUUCUUCAGCGAAGAAUGGAGGUGGUGGUGGUAGGUCAGCUUUGGAAGAUUUGAUAAGGGAGGAGGAGAAGAAGAAAGAGAAGAUUAAUAGGAAGGAUUAUUGGCUGUGUGAGGGAAUCAUUGUUAAGGUUAUGAGUAAAGCUUUGGCCCAAAAGGGGUAUUAUAAGCAAAAGGGGGUUGUGAAGAAAGUGAUUGACAAAUAUGUUGGGGAGAUUGAAAUGCUUGAGACUAAGCAUGUUUUGAGAGUUGAUCAAGAAGAGCUUGAGACUGUGAUUCCACAAAUUGGCGGCCUUGUUAGGAUUGUGAAUGGGGCAUAUCGUGGAUUGAAUGCGAGGUUAUUAGCUGUGGAUACUGAUAAGUUUUGUGCUAAGGUGCAGAUAGAGAAAGGUGUCUAUGAUGGCAGAGUACUAAAAGCUGUUGAGUACGAGGAUAUCUGUAAAAUCUUAUAAUAGGAAAAGUAAAUGUUUGUCUUCCUGUAGAAUCUCUUUCAUGCUUUGUUGAGAUAUACCAUGGUGUAGAAAGGGAUUCUCUUACAUGCUUAGUUUAUUCUUUGUGGAAAUGGACACACUGAAAUGAUACUUGUGUUGUUGCUUA